AUGGCAACUCUCAAGCCACCAACAAACACACACCGCUCCUCCAGCUCCGGUCCUCCAAAAGCGCCUUUGAAAGCCGACUCCACAUCAACAAUUGCAGACAAUGUCGUGUUCCAAGGCCCCUAUCCCGUGACCAUCGGCGCAGGAACGGUAAUCCAUCCGCGCGCCAAGUUCUACACCUACGAAGGGCCGAUUGUAGUCGGCGAUGGUUGCAUCAUUUGUGAAAAGGCUGUGAUUGGUGCAGCACCACCUUCAUCAAGUCGAUCCUCAUCGCCAUCACCGUCCAGAGACACUGAGCCAACACGCAAAGAAUCCACAACCCGCAUUUCAUACUUUGUCACAAUCGGCCCUUCGAGUACUGUCGAGCCAGGAACCCACAUUCACUCAUCUGCAACAAUUGAGGCGUUGGCGACUAUCCGUCGUGGUGCGGAUAUUGGGUCCCAUGCGAAAGUCUGCUCCGCAUGCGAGAUUACGGGAAAGGUGGGCGAGUGGUUUGUCGUUUGGGGCAAUGGGCCUGGGAUGCGGAGGAAGAGGGCGCGUGCUGCAAAGCCACUGAGCUCAGCCGUUUUAGAUGCGGCGAGGAUUGCGCAGACAGCUGUUCCGGCGCCGGCGCCGGCGGGAAAAGUCAUCGAGGAUGCUAGGCUGAUGGUCUUGCAAAAGGAGAGGGAGGUGCUUGGUAGGAUGCUGGUUCCUGUGAAGAAGAAAUGA
This is a messenger RNA of Penicillium brevicompactum, 705 nucleotides long. Its product is annotated as transferase hexapeptide domain protein. NCBI's taxonomy places the organism in Eukaryota, Fungi, Ascomycota, Eurotiomycetes, Eurotiales, Aspergillaceae. The record is from RefSeq and is a predicted model, not a curated record. Bases 1 to 705 code for a protein of 234 amino acids. Gene Ontology annotation, molecular function: dynein complex binding. Gene Ontology annotation, cellular component: dynactin complex. The transcript has a single exon. Gene Ontology annotation, biological process: mitotic spindle organization.